CUCUGCGUCGGCCGGCACAGCGGGUCGGAUCUACUGCUAUUACUACGGCGUUUCCGUAGUAACCGCGCCGUUCCGUUUCUGUCUCCCCCUUGCAUCGCCGUCGCCGCCGCCGCGAAGCAAAGGUCCACGAAGAUGGCUGAACUUGACACGUUCCUUUUCACAUCUGAGUCCGUCAAUGAAGGCCAUCCUGAUAAGCUCUGUGACCAGAUAUCUGAUGCAGUGCUUGAUGCAUGCCUCGCUGAAGACCCUGACAGCAAGGUUGCUUGUGAGACCUGCACCAAGACUAACAUGGUCAUGGUCUUUGGUGAGAUCACUACCAAAGCCAAUGUCGACUAUGAGAAGAUUGUCAGGGAUACCUGCCGUGGGAUUGGCUUUGUGUCCAAUGAUGUAGGGCUGGAUGCUGACCACUGCAAGGUGCUUGUCAACAUUGAACAGCAGUCACCUGAUAUUGCACAGGGUGUUCAUGGUCACUUCACCAAGCGUCCUGAGGAGAUUGGUGCUGGUGACCAGGGGCACAUGUUUGGAUAUGCAACUGACGAGACCCCUGAAAUGAUGCCCCUGAGCCAUGUUCUUGCAACCAAGCUUGGUGCUCGCCUAACCGAGGUCCGCAAGAAUGGGACCUGCCCAUGGCUGAGGCCUGAUGGGAAGACCCAGGUGACUGUUGAGUACCAUAACGACAAUGGUGCUAUGGUCCCUAUUCGUGUCCACACUGUGCUCAUCUCUACCCAGCAUGACGAGACUGUUACCAAUGACGAAAUUGCUGCUGAUCUGAAGGAACACGUCAUUAAGCCUGUCAUUCCAGAGCAGUACCUUGAUGAGAAGACCAUUUUCCAUCUCAAUCCAUCAGGUCGCUUUGUCAUUGGUGGACCUCAUGGUGAUGCGGGUCUUACUGGCAGGAAGAUCAUCAUUGACACUUAUGGAGGCUGGGGUGCCCACGGUGGUGGCGCUUUCUCUGGUAAGGACCCAACCAAGGUUGACCGCAGUGGAGCCUAUAUUGCAAGGCAGGCGGCAAAGAGCAUUGUGGCCAGUGGUCUUGCCCGCCGUUGCAUUGUCCAGGUGUCAUAUGCCAUUGGUGUGCCUGAACCGCUAUCAGUGUUUGUUGACACAUAUGGGACAGGCAAGAUCCCUGACAAGGAGAUCCUGAAGAUUGUGCUGGAGAACUUUGACUUAAGGCCAGGGAUGAUCAUCAUCGACCUUGACCUGAAGAGAGGCGGGAAUGGCCGUUAUCUCAAGACGGCGGCAUAUGGGCACUUUGGCAGGGAUGAUCCGGACUUCACCUGGGAGCUUGUGAAGCCCCUCAAGUGGGAGAAUCCUUCUGCCUGAUCAAAAACUUGCAGCCAGCUCUACAUUGGAACCUUUUUUUUUAAUUACCUAUAUAAAGUUGCAAUGUUACUUUUGAUGCCAGUCUACCCGUCACCACAUGUUAUCUCACUUCCCCACUCACUGCUCGAGUAGAAAGUGUAAGACCUUAUGCAUACUGGUUAUCUCUUUCAACAAGCUUGUGUUGUGGGGGUUUGUGAUGUCUUCUCUUUUCGUUAUCAUGUAAUGUCGAGCCAAAGAUGGGAGAGUACCGGAGAAACGAAACUUCGGCCUUGUUUAGUUUCAAAAUUUUUUGCAAAA
Messenger RNA from Sorghum bicolor (sorghum), 1620 nucleotides. RefSeq names its product S-adenosylmethionine synthase 4. Gene Ontology annotation, cellular component: cytosol. NCBI's taxonomy places the organism in Eukaryota, Viridiplantae, Streptophyta, Magnoliopsida, Poales, Poaceae. The record is from RefSeq and is a predicted model, not a curated record. Gene Ontology annotation, biological process: S-adenosylmethionine biosynthetic process. The coding region runs from base 133 to 1323 and encodes 396 amino acids. The transcript has 2 exons. Gene Ontology annotation, molecular function: methionine adenosyltransferase activity; ATP binding.